Molecule: messenger RNA, 3567 nt
Organism: Cheilinus undulatus (humphead wrasse)
Lineage: Eukaryota; Metazoa; Chordata; Actinopteri; Labriformes; Labridae
Gene: dok2
Product: docking protein 2
Exons: 8
Coding region: 354-2231 (625 amino acids)
Biological process (GO): positive regulation of MAPK cascade; cell surface receptor protein tyrosine kinase signaling pathway
Cellular component (GO): cytoplasm
Source: RefSeq, a predicted model, not a curated record
AGAGGAGGUGAACCACACAGUACGAGACUUAAGAGAAAGAGGAAACUGAGAAAGACGAGAAAGAGGGAUACAACACAAAAGCAAGCGAAAGGUGAGCAAAAAAUCUCAUGAAGACAAGUGCAACGGAAGGAGUCAAACUAUCAAAGAAGUCAAGGAGGUGCAGAGCAGAGAGGGCACAGAAGAGAAGGAGGAGGGAAGAGGAGAGAAGUGGACAAGAAGGCGAAGAGGAGGCCGGAGGAAGCAGAAAGUCAGAGAGGAGGGUAAAAACAGAAGAGGCAUCGAAAAAGUGAAACAGAGAGAGAAGCGGUGAGGAGAAAGAAAGAUAAGAGGAGAGGAGGGCCUGUAGCGUCAUCAUGGAGGAGGACAUCAGGAAACAGGGGAUGCUUUACCUGCAGCAGCAGAGGUUUGGAAAGAAGUGGAAGCGUGUCUGGUGUGUCCUGUUCAGAGAAAGCUCCUGCUCAAUAUCCAGGCUGGAGUUCUUUGAGUGUAAAGAUGGAGGAAGUGUGGAAAAGAACGACAAAAGUCUGCGCAAACAGCAGGAACACAAGAAGGUGAUCCGUCUGGCUGACUGUAUUCGGGUGUCAGAGGUGGAGAUGGACGGCUGUCCCAGAGACACAGGACCCUUUCUGAUCGAGACCACAGAGAAGAUCUACAUUUUUGCCUCAGAGAGACAACACCUGGAUGACUGGACACACAAACUGUGCGAGAUAGCAUUUCCUAUGAGCUGGACAGAGCACAGCAUGAGGAGAGGCAGCCUACACAGAGGAAACAGAGUGGAUGAAGAUGAAGGAAUGGAGGACAACUCACUGUACAGCGGCAGAGAGACAAUGCGUGACUUCAAAGUGAGUGUUCGGAGGACGGAGGCGUCCGAUCGCUGCAGACUAAAAGGAGACGGUGUCCUGCGAGCCGACAUAGAUGCUCUCCUCUUCCUGGAUAAGACAGGAGACGUUUUGUACACCUGGCCUUACAGAUUCCUGCGUCGCUUUGGACGAGACAAGACAACCUUCUCCUUUGAGGCUGGUCGCAGGUGUGACUCUGGCGAGGGGAGUUUUGAGUUCGACACCAAACAGGGAAACCUCCUGUUUCAGGCUGUGGAAGCUGCCAUCAACCUGCAGCGGAUCUCCCUCCCCCACAGACAGGCUUCAGGAGGGGGGCUGGUGAGUCCAGAGACCCCCCAGGACCUGAACUUGCCCCAGCUUCCCUCCAACCCGACCCUCUUUCAAAGCAGGAUGCCACCACUGCCUCAGCCUCGAAGCCAUGUUCCACAGCACCCUGCUGCUCAGGUAGCUGAUGGUGUGUACAGCAUGGUGACUGAACCUACAGGUCGUCAGGUGAAUCAUCACAAAGAUGAAGACAGCUUCUCCUCUUCACCACAGCAACAACAGCAUCGAACCCUGCUGAAUCGUCUCGAGCCUCCAGUAGACAAAACGCUGACUGGGGUGAAGAGUUUGACUCUGGACAAUCGGGGCCUCCCCAUCCACAGAAAGAGCCAGGUAAAGAUGAUCUCCAGCUGCCCUCUGCCUAGCGUUGACCCUGAAUCUGAUACCAACCUGGCCCAGGGCUCCAGCACCAACCUUAACUCCACACUGAGCUCUAAAGUGAGUCCCAACCCAGACCAGAUGUACUCCAAGAUCAGCCUGCCAUCCUCAGACAAAGCCACCAGGAGAGAGAAGAGAGGCGGCAGUUUGGCUCAACCCUGCACCCCCCCUCUUAUUCCCCCAGAGCCAGAGUACUCCCUCCCCUUUGACACCAUUGCAGUCAAAGUCAUGAGUGACAUCCUGAAGUCGCAUCAGGCAUGUGGAGCUGAAUCUGGUGCUGACCCGCUAUAUGACAGCAUCGAUGAGAUGAAGAUCAGAAACAUCUUCCUGAGCAAGGCUGAAGCUCAGGGAGCGACAUAUGGAAAGGUGGAACACAUUUAUGACGAGCCUGAAGGCUGCGUCGCCCCAGCUGUACAGAAACCUCCCACCUCUGUGUACGACGACCCAGAGGAAAUGAGAGGAGACGCCUGGAGAAUUAUGGGUACUCCUGCUGACCCUAAAGGCCACGAAUAUCCAUAUAACCCCCGUGUGGACGACUAUGCUGUACCCAAAAGACCACAGAGAGCAUGUCCUGUCAUGCAAAGCACCACAGAAGAAGACGAAAAGGAGAUGGAGCCACAAGAGGAAGAGGAGGAGGAGAGAAGAAAUCAACAAGAUUCACCUUAUGAUAAUGUGAGCGUAAAGAUGGCAUAGAAGAGAAUUAGCAUGGUUCAGAUCAAUGAUUUUAAUCUUUCAUUAAUAAUCAGUGAUGAACAUUUUAAGGAGACUUUUGUCUCCUCUCUGUGGCACCAGGACUGUCAUGGCUGGCUUCUGUACUUAAAAACAGUUCAUAGUUCAGAUUGCAACAACCUCUGCUCAGCUCUCAAAAGUUUUAUUUUUUUAGCACUUCAGCAACUUGGGUUUAAAGGCAGAUUUGAAAAUUUCAGAAUCUUUCUUACUUAAGCAACAUUGUAAAUCUUACAUAUCAUAAUUAAUUUGAUUAAAAAUAAUGCUCACAGUAAAUAUAACUCAAAUAAUCAACAUAGGCAUAAUAAAACUGAAAUAGAUUAUAAAACGGACUAAAAAUCAAGCUUCUUUUACUAUUUAUACCUUGAAAAUUUUGGUAAAUUAGUCAAAUUUACCACUGAAUCAUUCUUUAGUCUUUUACAAACCUGUGGUAACAUCAAACUACACUAUAGAGCACUGUUCUUCUACAUUAUGAGGAGUUAUUUGUCAAGAAAAUACCCUCAGUAUGGUUGCUAGAUGAGUUGGCCAUACAUCUUAAUAUAGACUCCAUUUACACUUCUAAACAGACGUAUGUCCAAAUAUGGUUCUUCCAUUUUUCCCUCUAAAAUUUCAGUAGUUGCAAAAAAAUCUAUCAUGACAUUUAGCAGAACUAUUCACUCCUACAAUGUGUAAGUGUAAGCGUAACCUUAUCAAGGUUAAUUAUGAUUUAAGGGAAAUUUGUUUGGGACCAAAAGAGAUGUUAAACAGCAUUUUUCGAGUUCUGGAGAAAACUGGAUGUUUGGGACACUCUCGGCCAUUGCUGAUUGGUAAGAUGCUGUGAUGUCACUUUCCGUGAGAUUGACUGAUCUCCCCUGGUUGGCUUAGAAAAAUCAUCCUGGUUCGACUGUAUCACAGAAGCUGUUUUUUCAAAGUCCAGGAUCCUUCCUCUGUGGGAAGGAUCCUCCCAAGUCAGAAUCCUUAGAGGUGAGGCCAGAGUUCUCCCUGGCAACUCUUGAACACACAUUUGGAACAGGCUAGCGAGUGUGCGUGAUUACGUCAUAGAAAGGAUCGUGCCUAUGUAAGCGGCGGCAGCAGAAAUCAAAAGGGGAGGGGAACUAACAACAACUUUCACAAGUUUUACCCUGUGCCGUCUAAUAAGCUAUCACAUCAUCAUAUAAUCAUAACAUUUAUAUUAAUCAUAAUUAGGGGUGUAACGGUACAGAGAAAUUUCGGUUCGGUACGUACCUCGGUUUUGAAGUCACGGUUCGGUACGUUUUUGGUAAGGUGAUUGAAAUUUAAUUUUAAUUCUUUAAUUAAAUGGUAU